AUGGGCGUAAGAUCUGCGCUUGUCCAUACCCUGCAGUCUGCGGAGACGCAGGUGAAGAUGAACACCGAUAUCAUUGGACCACUGUGGGACCCCAAUCGGAGAUCCGAGGUCACGUAUGUAUUGCAGCUUGUCAUCCUAGGCCUGGCAGCCGAGCUCGCCGGUUUCCCCCAAAUCAAAGCGGCCAACGUCCACUGA
This is a messenger RNA of Recurvomyces mirabilis, 195 nucleotides long. RefSeq lists its product as uncharacterized. The record is from RefSeq and is a predicted model, not a curated record. The transcript has a single exon. Bases 1 to 195 code for a protein of 64 amino acids. Lineage: Eukaryota; Fungi; Ascomycota; Dothideomycetes; Mycosphaerellales; Teratosphaeriaceae.